AUGAAUUAAGCUAUAUAUAGAGAGCUUCUUCCCCAAGAAUACAUUGAAAGAUUCACAAAAUAAAGCAUUAGAGAAGAUGGAAGAUAGUUUGAAUAAAUCAGAUCUAUUAAAUAUUUGAGAAAAAAUGAAGUAAGUUUGUUAAGCAUGGGAUAAACCCUAGUUAUGGCAAGUACUGAAAUCAAGCAGUACGAAGAUAAACAAGUUAAUCAAUUGGUCACUUCUUAGAAAUAUUUAAUUGAGGCAGAGGCUAAAUUAAAUUCAGGAUAACAUGGAUCUAGCGAUGUUUUCUCUCCAAUCGAUAUUAUGAAAUAAGAAAGCUACUACUCUUAAUAUAUUUAGAAUAUAAUCAACAAAAAUUACCAAGCAAUUUAUGCAAUAUGUCAAAUCAGCAAGGAAAUUCCUAACUUGUAUUGGGAAAUAAAGUUGAAUUUAAGAGUUGUGAAUAAUGAUGGUAAUUUGUUAGAUGCUCUGCUAUUAGCUGCAUAAUUCGAACUUUUUAACUGCUAGGUGAAUUAAACUGUUGUAAAGACAAUUGAUGGAGCUUUGUAAUUAGAAAUAAUUGAAGAUAAAAAGAAACAUUUGGAAUUCAAUAUUGAAGAUUUCUUAUAUCCAGUCUAAUGUAGCUUAUUUUAAAAUGAAGUUAUUAUAGUUGAUCCAAGCAACUUUGAACAAGAAUACUCUGAAGCCAAUAUAUAAGUUAUUUCUUCACUAAACAAUAAAACUCAAAGCAUAAAUAAGUUAGGUGCAAGAGAUAUUAAAUUUGAAGCCUUAGAAGUAGUUUCUGCAAAAGCAAGCCAAAUCACUUAACAAAGAAGAUAAAAUUUAUAUGAACUUUUAACUAAUCACAAGCAAGAAUUUACAUUAUGA
This is a messenger RNA of Tetrahymena thermophila SB210, 867 nucleotides long. RefSeq lists its product as hypothetical. The transcript has 8 exons. Gene Ontology annotation, cellular component: cytoplasmic exosome (RNase complex); nuclear exosome (RNase complex). The record is from RefSeq and is a predicted model, not a curated record. Lineage: Eukaryota; Ciliophora; Oligohymenophorea; Hymenostomatida; Tetrahymenidae. Gene Ontology annotation, biological process: U4 snRNA 3'-end processing; U5 snRNA 3'-end processing; TRAMP-dependent tRNA surveillance pathway.